Molecule: messenger RNA, 966 nt
Organism: Saccostrea echinata
Lineage: Eukaryota; Metazoa; Mollusca; Bivalvia; Ostreida; Ostreidae
Exons: 8
Coding region: 1-966 (321 amino acids)
Molecular function (GO): signaling receptor activity
Source: RefSeq, a predicted model, not a curated record
AUGAACCCUCUUCUUCUGAUAGGUCUUGUGGCCGUGGGCUUCGCCAGUGCUCAGUACGGAGACUUUGAUGAAGGUUAUGGAGGAGGUUUUAAUGAAGGACCAUCUUCGUGUAAAAACACCCAGUUCUGGAAUGGAGAAGCUUGUGUUGCACACUUAUCAUACGGAAAGGUGUGUGCUUUGGCCGCCUACAAAGGUCACGUGUGUGGAUCUACCCUCAGGUGUAAAAAGAGGUGUGUCUGUUCCCCCGGAUAUUUCUGGAAUGGAAAAAUUUGUCACAAGUUUUUAGGAAACGGUGGUAAAUGUACUGGCUAUAUCGGAUACAAGGGACGAGUGUGUGGUGGAAAUCUCCGAUGUUUGAAGGGAAAAUGUGGAUGUAAAUCUCCGCUGAUCUACAAAGGCGGCAAAUGUAUACCCAGACCAAAACUUCCCACUCCAUCCUAUGAAAUUGGGGGAUUUGGCGGAGGCGGAGGAGGCCAUCACGCUGGAUACGGGGCUGCCCCACGAUACAGCAGUUUUGGUUACGCUGCAGCCAAGGUGCGCGCUGGGGGAUGUCCUUAUGGUUGGAGUCCUUAUCAUGGAAGCUGUUAUUACUUCAGUCGAGACAAGCUCUCAUGGUGGCAAGCCGAGAUGAAAUGUGCCAGUCAGGGAGGGUAUCUCGUUAUCGUGGAUGCAGCUCAUGAAAACUCUUUUAUUCGGCGAUAUUUGGCUGAAUACAGAGUCACUGGUGGAGCUUGGUUCGGUCUGAACGAUUGCCUGUUUCCAAACAAACACCGAUGGAUCUGGGGAUUUAGCAAGAAGAGAUGCCAUAAGUUUGACUGGUAUGGACAGGAACCAAUUUAUCAUGCCAAAGGUGACUGGAAUUGUGGUGCAUUCUGGGAAACUUAUCAGUAUCACUGGCAUGUUGAUAGCUGUGCGCAGAGGAAUUACUAUGUUUGCGAAAUGAAACUGGUAUUGUUUGAUAUUUAA